AUGGAUCUGAAAACCUACCUUGCGUCAGAAGACUGGCAGAGACGCCGUUCAGCAGUCCCCCAGCGUGGCCUUACAGAGCCGUCAUUCCACCAGCCUGCUCUUCGGUGGGAUGGUCAUGAUCAGCAUCACCCUCAGAACUAUGAGCGCGAUUCUGGUAACAAUGCGCUCCUGUACUACCAGCAAGUUCAGCCGUCCCCGGAUUUCCAUGGCGGCCACAAUCCACAAGCGCAUGCAGACCAAAAUCACCAGUACAAUCCACAAGCGCAGGCAGACCAUGAAGACCAGUACAACCCACAAGCGCAGGCAGACCAGAAUCACCAGGACAUUCUGGAAGCAGCGCCAUGGCAACCAGAGACGCACCAGGAAACCAUAACUGAAGUUUACGAAGCAGAGGCCCUCGAAGGUUACAAUGAUCCGUACGCUGAACUUGCCCGUCUCGACUUCCUAUUGCCUAACCCGACUCUGCACUUGAACUUCAUCCCAAUGCCGCAGUCAACUCAAGCACCAGGUGCCGCCACGGAGGCAGCAGAUUGGUUGGAGUCUCAGGAACCUCACUUCGUCCCUCAAUAUCUCCACGAUUUCAACGAGAAUGCCCAUUUGCCGCCCAUCGGCCAGGGUCCUUUCUUGCAGUUCUAUGCCAACGACCCGGUGUUCGUCCAGACAGACUCGAACGGAAACCUCUCAGCCAGACACCUUGAGAUUCGUGAUGGGCCGAUUCAGCACGCUCGCUUGGCUCCCACUCCUUCCAACCACGACCUUGGAGGGUUUGUACCCAACCACGCUCUUCAAGGGUUUGCAGAUGCUGGUCAGGAACAUCAUCGCCAACUCGUGAAUUCUCCCAUUCUUGUUCAGCCCUACGACAUUCGCUACCCUCCUCCGCGGGAGACCCUGCCUGCUUUCUCGUAUGGAUUCGCAGAGGAAGAGCAACGUCCUGACGAUCAAGUCUACCCGACCAUAAACAGCGACGUGGAGCAGGUUGCCGAGAACAGAGGCAGAGGCAGAGCUAGAGGCAGACCGAGAGGUAGAGGAAGGAAUAGGACCAACAACAACCGCCAGAACCGACGUCGUGAUCCCGAUGAAGCGUCGCCAGAUCGUCGAUCUCGAUCGCCCACUGUCGCAAACAGCCCCCCUUCCUUCGAGAACCGUCACCGCCCAUGGAGAGCCCAACUAGGCUGA
Molecule: messenger RNA, 1176 nt
Organism: Capronia coronata CBS 617.96
Lineage: Eukaryota; Fungi; Ascomycota; Eurotiomycetes; Chaetothyriales; Herpotrichiellaceae
Exons: 1
Coding region: 1-1176 (391 amino acids)
Source: RefSeq, a predicted model, not a curated record